CAAACGAAAAUCACAAAAAGCUGAAGGACCCUUUUCGUAACUUCACAUCAAAAUUCUGUUCCUCCAUCCCCAAAACCCUCGCCUAUAUAUACAACCUGUAUAUCUGUUCUCCAAACCCUCUCCCCUUUGCAAGUUGCUUUGUUCCUUUUAUUUCAAUCCAUUCGAGAAGCAUCUUGCAAACAUGUUGGUCUAUCAAGAUUUGAUUUCUGGUGACGAGCUUCUUUCUGAUUCGUUUCCCUACAAGGAGAUCUUGAAUGGUAUCCUAUGGGAAGUUGAAGGAAAGUGGGUGGUACAAGGAGCGGUGGAUGUUGACAUUGGUGCAAACCCUUCUGCUGAAGGAGCCGAUGACGACGAGGGCGUUGAUGAUCAAGCCGUGAAGGUGGUCGACAUUGUUGACACCUUUAGACUCCAGGAACAACCCCCUUUCAACAAGAAGCAAUUUGUUGCUUACAUCAAGAAUUACAUCAAAAAUAUUACCCCCAAGCUUGAUGAAGAGAAACAAGAAUUCUUCAAAAAGAACAUCGAGGCCGCAACAAAAUUUCUCCUUGGCAAGCUUAGCGACCUCCAGUUUUUUGUUGGGGAGAGCAUGCAUGAUGACAGUUCCAUGGUGUUUGCUUACUACAAGGAAGGUGCUACUGACCCGACAUUUUUGUACAUUGGUGUGGGGUUGAAGGAGGUGAAGUGUUAAGAAGGAUUAUUAUCAUCCCAAGCCAGCAAAGAGUUUGAGGCACUUGCUGUAGCUGUUGCUUUAAAAUGUUUGGUUUUCGUUCUAUUAAGUAUGGAUCUAUUUAUUCUUGUGUUGAUGUUCGGUUUCAUUUUUGGACUAGAAUUGGUAUUGGUAUUGGAAAUUGGAAUUAAGUAAAACUUUGAUAUUCAGAGUGUUUGGCUGUC
This is a messenger RNA of Helianthus annuus (common sunflower), 891 nucleotides long. Its product is annotated as translationally-controlled tumor protein homolog. The transcript is spliced from 5 exons. The record is from RefSeq and is a predicted model, not a curated record. Gene Ontology annotation, molecular function: calcium ion binding. NCBI's taxonomy places the organism in Eukaryota, Viridiplantae, Streptophyta, Magnoliopsida, Asterales, Asteraceae. Gene Ontology annotation, cellular component: cytoplasm. The coding region runs from base 182 to 688 and encodes 168 amino acids.